Messenger RNA from Cyclospora cayetanensis, 2019 nucleotides. Its product is annotated as biodegradative arginine decarboxylase. Lineage: Eukaryota; Apicomplexa; Conoidasida; Eucoccidiorida; Eimeriidae. Gene Ontology annotation, molecular function: pyridoxal phosphate binding; carboxy-lyase activity. The record is from RefSeq and is a predicted model, not a curated record. Gene Ontology annotation, cellular component: cytoplasm; cytosol. The transcript has 7 exons. Gene Ontology annotation, biological process: amino acid metabolic process. The coding region runs from base 1 to 2019 and encodes 672 amino acids.
AUGCGCUGCCCUUUUUUUGAGGCCUUGCGCCUCUACGCAGACCGCCCGAUUGGUGUCUUUCAUGCAUUGGCCAUCUCUAGAGGGAACUCAGUUCGCAGGAGCAAAUGGAUUCAAUUUCUAAUUGACUUUUACGGCACAGCCCUUUUCAAAGCCGAAAGCUCCGCCACUUGCGGGGGUCUGGACUCUCUUCUAGACCCACACGGUUCGCUUCUCGAAGCGCAGACCCUAGCCGCCAGGGCGUAUGAUGCAAGCUAUGCGUUUUUCGUUACCAACGGCACCUCGACGUCAAAUAAGAUUGUCAUCCAGGCUCUAACGCGUCCUAACGACGUCGUGCUGAUUGACCGUGACUGCCACAAGAGCCACCACUACGCCCUUGUCCUCGCUGGAGCACGGCCUUGCUACUUAGAUGCGUAUCCGCUGCAUGAUUAUUCCAUGUAUGGGGGCGUGACGCUGCACAACAUUAAGAAAACUCUGUUGGCGUACAGGAGCGCUGGCCGUUUGAGCGACGUGCGCCUCUUAGUGAUCACGAACUGCACCUUUGAUGGCAUUGUAUAUAACGUGAAGAGGCUCAUAGAGGAGUGUCUGGCGAUCAAGCCCGAUUUAAUUUUUUUGUUCGACGAGGCCUGGUUCGCCUACGCUGGCUUUCAUCCGAUCCUCAAGACGCGCACAGCCAUGCACUGUGCAAAUUCCAUCAGGAGAGAGCUAAUGGAAAGGAAGUACCACCAUCUGCACGCCGCGCUUUUGGACACCCUCAAGGUGUCGUCUUUGGAGGAAGCGGAUCCAGACGCAUUGCUGUCCAGAAGGCUUUACCCCAACCCCAGGAAACUCAAAGUGCGCGUAUACGCAACUCAAUCUACGCACAAGUCUUUGACCUCCCUUCGCCAGGGUUCCAUGGUGCUGGUGAACGACGACCUCUUUGAGUCACACGUGCACACCUCCUUUAAAGAGAGCUAUUACACGCACAUGUCAACAUCUCCCAACUACCAGAUACUGGCCACGCUGGAUGUUGGAAGGUCGCAAAUGGAACUCGAGGGCUACGGUCUUGUGGAGCGCCAGCUGGAAGCAGCGUUCCUCAUCCGCAAUGCCCUUGGCAAGGACUCCUUCGUCUCCAAGUUUUUCAGGAUUCUUGGACCUCACGACAUGGUUCCGGCCAGCCUUCGCCAGAGUUCAUUGCAAGAGAGUUCAUUGAGUGGACUGGCCAACGAGCAGAUGAACGUCCAAACUCUAGAGGAAGUGUGGCUAUCCGAUGACGAAUUCGUUUUAGACCCAACUCGAAUCACUUUGUACACCGGGAAUUCUGGCCUGGACGGCGAAACGUUUAAGGAACUUGAAAUGCGCCGACUGCUUAGCAGCCGUCGCGAGCUGGAGGAGCUUCAGCAACAUAUUAGUUGGAUUGUUCGCGACUGCCCGGCUUUGCCUGACUUCUCCGGAUUCCACUGUGCUUUUAGCCAAUCUGCACAAAUGAUUACUGGCAAGGCAAACCAAAAGCCAGAAAACCUUGAAGCCAACCAGUCGGCCGUCACUCCUGACACUGCGAAUUCUCCCCCCGUCUGCCGUGAAGACAGCAAAUCAAAUUUCAAAAUGUAUAUCCGUGAUGGGGAUGUGCGGGAGCCAUUUUAUUUGAGCUACGAUGAGGAAAACGUGGAAUACCACACGCUCCAAGAAGCACUAAAGCUCAUUAAUGAAGGCAUCACUCUCGUCGGAAGCACCUUCAUCAUCCCGUAUCCCCCUGGAUUCCCUAUCUCCGUGCCCGGUCAAGUUCUGUCCGCGGCGAUUGUGGAGUUCAUGAUAAAGAUUGAUGUAAAGGAAAUUCAUGGUUUUGACUGGAAGCUGGGUCUACGUUGUUUUAAGCAUUCCUUAUUACGCAGCCUCAUGGAGGCCCGAGGAAUUCCCGUGCCUGAUUGUAUGAAGCAUUCUGAGUGUGGAGCAGUGCGUUCUGAAAGAAACAGCUCUUCCAGCGGAUCCAGCACUCCUACUUCCACUGACAUCCCAGCCGUCUCUGUCACAAGUGUGGACUGA